Molecule: messenger RNA, 4960 nt
Organism: Melanotaenia boesemani (Boeseman's rainbowfish)
Lineage: Eukaryota; Metazoa; Chordata; Actinopteri; Atheriniformes; Melanotaeniidae
Gene: rag1
Product: recombination activating 1
Exons: 4
Coding region: 166-3375 (1069 amino acids)
Biological process (GO): adaptive immune response; V(D)J recombination; pre-B cell allelic exclusion
Cellular component (GO): endodeoxyribonuclease complex; nucleus; DNA recombinase complex
Molecular function (GO): sequence-specific DNA binding; metal ion binding; double-stranded DNA endonuclease activity
Source: RefSeq, a predicted model, not a curated record
UUAGAGCACCUCCAAACAGUGACAGACUCAAACAUAUCUAGUAUUUAUAUGGUGUGCAGAGGCCUGGCUCCAGGGCUUCCCUUGUGCUCCCAUGCGGAAAGGGCCCCCGGGGGAGCUGAUGCCAUCUGAGACUGAAAAACAAGGGCCUUAGAUCUAAUUUUCAUCAUGGCGGCAGAAAGCCUGGAGACAGAUGGUCCCAGAUCCUCUAUGCCUGCUGAGCUCCACCAUCCCCACUCUAAGUACUCUCAGUGGAAGUUUAAGCUGUUUAGGGUGAAGUCCAUGGAGAAAGCCCCUCUACCCUGCGAGACACAGCCUGAGAUAGGAGCCUCAUUAGGGAUCUCACAUCCCACAGCUUCAAAUUUAGAGGUAGAUGAUGGUGUGGGUCCAGCGAGUGUUAUGAAAUUGUGCCUGGGGGGAAAAAGCAAGGAAAAUGUGGAGGGCCCUGGCAGGAGAGUAGAUUUGAAGUUACAGGAAAUGGACACCCACAUGGACCACCUCAGGUGUUUGUGCCGUGUCUGUGGAGCAGCCCUGAGAAAAGUCAAAGGACCAGUGCAUGAUGUUCAUGGAGAUCUGGAUGAGGUGAGCAAAUGUGCGCUGCGUAAAAUGGGUUGCAAGUUCACCAGCUGGCCUGAAGUCAUCCUGAAAGUCUUUAAAGUGGACGUGACAGAGGACACAGAAUCUAUCCACCCUCUUUCCUUCUGCCAUCGCUGCUGGAUGGUUGCCAUACGAGGAGGGGGCGUCUGUAGCUUCACCAGAACCAAAGUCCCUGAGUGGAAACCUCACGCUCACCACUGCUACCUGUGCUCCCCCAAGAAACCUUCAUUCCAAAGGACUGGGAGGAAGAGGAGGAAAGUCAUUCCCAAAGCCCAGACUCUGGCAAAAAGGACCAGGUGUGACUAUGGAGAGAGCAUUGCAGUUGGUGAGAGGAGAGCUCUGAGACCCUUUGGGGACCGUCAUGGUCCAGCGCUGAGAGCCUGGAAAAGAACCGGCAUCCGGAGAGAGCAGUGGGUGAGGAACAUUACGCACUGCCAGAAAGACCACCUGAGUACCAAGCUGAUCUCUGAGAAGCUCCCAGUGGACUUUGUUGUUUCUUUCACCUGCCUGGUGUGUGACCACCUGCUCUCUGAUCCAGUUCAGUCCCCCUGUGGGCACCUUUUCUGCCGCAGCUGCAUUAUAAAAUUUAUCCACGUUCUGGGACCUCAUUGCCCUGCCUGCAACUCUUCCUGCAGCCCUGAUGAUGUCAUCUCUCCUGCCAAAACCUUCAUUUCAGCCUUGUAUUCUCUGCCUCUGCUCUGCCCCUGUGACGGCUGUGGCGAGCAUGUAAGACUUGACUCAUUUAAGGCCCACUGUCUAAGCCACGAGGUGGAGAAAGACGCAUACCAACACUCAUUAGAAUUUGACAGCUACCUGCUCGCCAAUAAAGGGGGUAGACCCCGGCAGCACUUACUCUCGUUAACCCGUCGUGCCCAGAAGCAUCGGCUGAAGGAUCUGAAGACUCAGGUGAAGGUGUUUGCAGACAAAGAGGAGGGGGGUGAUCUGAAGUCUGUGUGUCUGACACUCUUCCUGCUUGCACUGAGAUCUGGGAAUGAACAUCGGCAGGCAGAUGAGCUGGAGGCCAUGAUGCAAGGCAGAGGCUUUGGAUUGAGUCCUGCGGUGUGUUUGGCCAUUCGGGUCAACACUUUUUUGAGCUGCAGCCAGUAUCAUAAGAUGUACCGGACUGUCAAAGCCACAAGCGGCCGCCAGAUCUUUCAGCCUCUGCACAGCCUCCGAGCUGCAGAGAAGGAGCUCCUCCCGGGUUUUCACCAGUUUGAAUGGCAGCCAGCUCUCAAGAAUGUGUCUGCAUCUUGCAGUCUUGGCAUAAUUAAUGGGCUCUCUGGAUGGGCAUCCUCUGUGGAUGACUCCCCAGCUGACACCAUCACUCGGCGCUUUCGCUAUGAUGUGGCACUGGUGUCAGCAUUAAAGGAUCUGGAGGAGGACAUCAUGGAGGGGCUGAGAGAGAGUGGGAUGGAAGACAGUGCUUGCACCUCGGGCUUUAGCGUCAUGAUUAAGGAAUGCUGUGAUGGCAUGGGCGAUGUCAGCGAGAAACACGGUGGAGGACCAGUUGUCCCAGAGAAGGCUGUCCGCUUCUCUUUCACUAUUAUGUCUAUUUCUGUCCUGGCAGAAGGUGAGAUGGAGGAGGUUACCAUUUUCAGAGAGCCAAAGCCAAACUCAGAACUGUCCUGUAAGCCCCUUUGCCUGAUGUUUGUGGAUGAGUCAGACCAUGAGAUGCUCACGGCCGUCCUGGGGCCUAUAGUUGCAGAGCGUGAUGCAAUGAAAGAAAGCAGGCUCAUCCUGUCCAUGGGAGGCCUGCCACGAUCCUUUCGCUUCCACUUCAGGGGCACAGGAUAUGAUGAAAAGAUGGUACGUGAAAUGGAGGGCCUGGAGGCUUCUGGAUCCACAUAUAUCUGCACUCUGUGUGAUUCCAGUCGUGCAGAGGCUGCUCAAAACAUGGUGUUACACUCCGUCACCCGCAGUCACGAUGAGAACCUGGAGCGUUAUGAAAUAUGGAGAACCAACCCUUUUUCUGAGUCUGUGGAUGAGCUGCGAGACAGAGUCAAAGGAGUCUCUGCUAAGCCCUUUCUGGAGACACAGCCUACAUUAGAUGCGUUACACUGUGACAUCGGCAAUGCCGCUGAAUUCUACAAAAUCUUCCAGGAUGAGAUCGGGGAAGUAUACAAAGGGGUCAAUCCCAGUCGAGAGGAACGGCGCAGCUGGAGGGCAGCCUUAGAUAAACAGCUGAGGAAGAAGUUGAAGCUUAAGCCAGUAAUGAGGAUGAAUGGGAACUAUGCCCGCAGGCUAAUGACCCUGGAAGCUGUGGAGGUGGUGUGUGAGCUAGUGCCCUCAGAUGAGAGGAAAGAGGCCCUGAGGGAGCUUAUGAGGCUCUACCUCCAGAUGAAGCCUGUGUGGCGCGCCACCUGCCCAGCCAAGGAGUGCCCUGACCAGCUGUGCCGCUACAGUUUUAAUUCCCAGCACUUUGCUGACCUCCUCUCCUCUACCUUUAAAUAUAGAUACAAUGGAAAGAUAACCAAUUACCUGCACAAGACCUUGGCUCAUGUGCCUGAAAUCAUAGAGAGAGAUGGAUCCAUUGGAGCCUGGGCCAGCGAGGGGAACGAGUCAGCAAACAAACUCUUCAGGCGUUUUAGGAAGAUGAAUGCACGUCAGUCAAAGGCCUAUGAGUUAGAGGAUGUGCUGAAACAUCACUGGCUCUACACCUCCAAGUACUUGCAGAAGUUUAUGGAGGCUCAUAAGGACUCUGCAAAGGCUUUCCAGGCCACCAUAGACCCGGUAGAGAUUCAGGAUGAGGAGAACCUGUCUCUAGAAGUUAAUGAUUUUUGAGUUUUCUGUUUUGGAAAAUAUCAAUAUUUGAUUUACCUCAAGAAAGUUGUGUAAUCUAUCAGUUACCUCUGUCCUUAUGUAUUCUUUAUUUCCACAUAUUGAUUGAUGUUUAGAAAUUAAAUGAAUGAGUUUCAGUGUGCUUUUGGCUGGAUGGUUGAUAUUUUGUAUGAAUUUGAAUGAAUACAAAACUUGUUCCUUGAGUAACCAAUGUUUUGCACUUGAAAGGUGCAAUUUAUGGACAAAUUGUUAUUCUUCAUUUAUCAAUCUAUGCUUUACUUGUUAUAAACUCACUUGACUUUGAACUUCUUUGCUUUAAUUGUCAGUUUCUAAACUUCAAAGACGGGACGACAGAGAAACUUACUGAUACAGUAACAUCGAAGUUUCUCUUUUCUUACUUUUCCCCCAGCUCUUUUUUAAUCUUUGCCGCCUGUGAAAUAUGGGGCAUUUUAUUGUAUUGCAAGGAUAUGACACAUUUAUGAAUUUAUAUAAAGGGGAUAUUUAUGGAAACAGAUGAAAGAGCUGUAAGUCAUGGAGUGAAAUUGUGUUAAAGAGACCACAUUUGUGGCCACUGUAUUAAUAUAUCAUUUUAGCUGGAGGAAAAUGCAAUCCUAGAGACCCAAAUGUUCUUUGUUUCAUGAGUGCCCUCUGAAACAGACUACUUUAGUGCUUUAUCGUGGGGUCCCUGAGGGCCAGAAUAGAUGCCAGGUCACUUUGAACCACUUUUUUUUACAUUUUUUUAUCUCUAGUUUUUGCACGGUGGAGGAUAGAUGAUACUUAUUUGAAUCCUUCCCAUAAAAUAAAACAUAUACUGACCUUUUUUGUUGCUAGCAUAAAAACACAGCAUGGUCUGUUACAGAGCUUAAUAUCCCAUGGACUAUAUAGCAAGAAGGAAUUUUUCCCAACUUCUUUGUAUAACCUGCCUCUUUUUCUCUGCUGGUUUUUCUUCACUGCUGCCGCUGGAGGAGGAGAGGGGUUGGCAGGAGCCAGACAGACCUGAUGUCAACUCAUUUGUUGGCAACUUUAUUUGUUUGAUUGAUUGAUUAUAUUGUCUCUUUCUGCCCUCACCAUUUUGAAUUGUGACAGGCAAUUUUGUUUUCUUGCUUGGUUAAAUGUUUGAUUCUAUUUUACUGUCAAAAGUUUAAGCAUAUGACAGCAGUGAAAUAUUCACAUUUCAUCGGUCCCACAAUAACACCAUUUUUUUUAGAGUGCAUUAUACUGCAACUUGUCUCUUGUUUGUUUUCGCUAUAAUGAAUUGCAUUUCCAAAGUAAUGGAUGAUGGAUGAUUCACAAAAUUCCACUUGUUCUUAUUUCACAGUGGUUUUUUUUUUUUUUUGGUCCUUGUUUUAUGCUUCCACACAUACACUAAAUAUCAGGUGAAUUGUUUACUGGCUUUGCAGAAGACUUUCUUUGGUGAUUCAUUUUACACACAACCAAAUGUUACACUAAAACAACCUUUUAACAUUUUGAUUCAUGAUAUAUUCAGUUUCCACAGCUGGGCUGUCAUGUUCAUGAGAAAUUGCUUUUGUGAAGGAUGCAGUUUGUACUUUUUCUCAUUAUUUCAACCAAUGAUUAAAUAAAGAUUAAU